AUGAUGUCCCUUCUCUUGACCACGCUGGCCCUCGUGGCCCUCGCCUCUUCUCACUCCGUCAUCACAUACCCGGGCUGGCGGGGGAACAAUCUGAUUCAAAACGAGACCUUUCCCUACGGCAUGCAAUGGAUGUACCCUUGCGGCGGCAUCGGCACCACAACAAAUCGCACAUACUGGCCCACGACGGGCGGCGCCGUGUCCUUCCAGCCAGGCUGGUUCCGCGGCCACGCCACCGCCAUGGCCUACGUGAACAUGGGCUUCGGCACGGACGGCCCUGAUCAUGGCCCGGAGAACAUGUCGUUCCCCAUGGUCAAGCCCUUCCAGAUCAUCGGCCCGACCAACAAUCCCUUUCCCGGCACCAUCUGCCUGCCGCAGGUGCCGCUCCCCGCCAACACCACCGUCAAGGCCGGUGACAAGGCGACCAUCCAGGUCGUCGAGCUGGCCCAGCACGGCGCCUCGCUCUUCUCGUGCGUCGACAUCAUCUUCGCAGAGCCGGGAGACCCGCGCAUCGGCGAGGUCAACGAGACCAACUGCUUCAACUCGACCGACAUCGGCUUCGCCGAGGUGUACACGAUCACGACGAAGAACUCUGGCUCCGACGCCUACGUCAGCAGCGGCGCCGUCGAGACCGUCCGGAGGCUGAGCUGGGUCGGGUACCUGCCUCUCGCGCUCGUCGGCCUCUGGGCACUGUUAUGA
Messenger RNA from Purpureocillium lilacinum, 696 nucleotides. RefSeq lists its product as uncharacterized. Lineage: Eukaryota; Fungi; Ascomycota; Sordariomycetes; Hypocreales; Ophiocordycipitaceae. The record is from RefSeq and is a predicted model, not a curated record.